UCAAUAGGAGAGAUGGGAUCGGCCGCAUACGUGGAUGUUCUGUGAGCAUAUGGAGUGGCGUCACGUUCAACGCGCAUAGUGAUAUGACACUCGCGCCGAAUGUGCCGUGAAACGCGGGGUGUACCGGCAUCUCGGCUCGCGUGAGAGACGGUCUGGUCGGUGCCAUCCUCUUGGCAGAGCAACAAUUGUGAAGUUCUGCCAAGAUGCUCACAGCCUUCAAAAAGCUGGUGGGCAACAGCGGCGAUGGCGGAGGGGGCGCCGCUGGUGGAGGGAAGCACCAGCCUCCAUCUGGCAUGCAAGCCAUGGAGCAAAGCCUGCAAAAGCGGUUUGCACGAGGUGUCCAGUACAACAUGAAGAUCGUCAUCAAGGGGGACCGCAAUGUGGGCAAGUCGUGUCUCUUGCUGCGCCUGCAGGGCCAAUCAUUCAAGGAGGAAUACCUGCCCAGUGACGAGAUUCAGGUGGCCAGCAUCCAGUGGAGCUACAAGGCCACUGAUGACAUUGUCAAGGUGGAGGUCUGGGAUGUGGUCGACAAAGGCAAGAAGCGAAAGCCCAUCAAGGGUCUGAAGCUGGACAACUCGAUCGCUGAUGCUCAAGGGGUACCUGAGGAGGCUGCAUUGGAUGCAGAGUUCAUUGAUGUCUACAAGGGCACAAAUGGAGUCGUCAUGAUGCUAGACAUCACCAAACAAUGGACGUUUGACUACGUGCAGCGCGAGCUGCCGAAGGUUCCGGCCAACAUUCCAGUUCUGGUUCUGGCCAACCAUCUAGACAUGAAGCACCACCGAAACAUCACCGAGGACCAAGUGCGCUUCUAUGUUGAAUCCGUAGAGCGGCCCUCGGGCAGUGCCCAGAUCCGUUAUGCGGAGUCUUCACUGCGCAAUGGUUUUGGCCUCAGGUUCCUGUACAAGUGGUUCAACCUGCCUUUCCUCCAGCUGCAGCGGGAGAGCUUGCUGCUGCAGCUGGAGCGUAACAGCCAGGAGACAAAUGCGACCAACGACGAACUGGACAUGCUGCAGGAAUCUGAGGAGCAGAACUAUGAGUUAUUUGUUGAAACCCUCAACAAUCGGCGGCGACAGAUGGCUGAGCAGCUUUCAUCUGCCUCCAAGUUUGCAGAGGCAGCUGCCGCUACGCCAAAUGGAUUGCCUUCCAGUGUCACCACAGCCAACUUGGCAGGAGAGGCUGGCCGGAGACCGUCCAUUGGUGCCAAAGUGGGACCAGCUCCCCCACGAAGUGUGUCAGUGCCCACAUCCCUUGGGCACGAAGCGCAGAAGUCCGCAGUAGGAGCUACGUUACACCCACUGCAAGCGCAACAGCAGCAGCCUCGGGUGCAACAAACGCAGUCGCCCAGGAAGCCUGCUGUUUCACCCACUAUUGAGCUAGGGCACCGCAUACAAAAAGCGUCGCCAAGCUCAUCAAGUACUGAUGUUGCUUCUUCUGCUAAAGCAUCAUCUGGAAGUGCACCCUCACCAACGGCACCUGUGGGCACACCAACAAAACAAGCUGCUGGCCUGAUGUCAAAACUUUUCAACAAGAAACCGGAGAGGGAGGACUGUGUGGUGGUGCAAGCUGAUGUCCAUGCACCACCACCAAUGAGCUCUUACACCAUGGCAGUGCGUAAUGUUGAUGACUUUGUGCCAGACGGGGAUGCAAGCUUUAACAGUUUUUUAGAGGAGCGUGAUGCUGACGGAGGUGCUGCGGUACCAUCUGCGCUUGAAGAAGAAAGUGCCAGCGAUGAGGAGGACUCUGGUGGCAACCCACUGGUCACUGGAUUCCAGGAUGAUGUAGACCCUGAGGACUUUUGUCCUGGUCGGGUAGCUGGCGACAUAUUGGCUUCUGCGAUGCCUGUGAGCAACAGAGACUCCCAAGACGAUGAAGAUGCUUUAUGCGGGGGUGGCGACUUUGCACGAGAGCCUUCAGAGGAAUCGUUUUUGUCAAGGGAAGAGAUUAGCCGAGAGGAUCCCGAUGGAACAUCAUCACCAGCUGCUCCUGAGAAUGCACCAACAGAGCCGACAACAUUUUGGAGCAUGCCCAGUGAGGACCUGAACUUUCUGGAAAAGAGAUACACUGCUCUUGCUCCACAGCUCGAUACAGCUGCUUCCGUGCCAAAGCAUCAGCAGAAGCCUAGUGGUGCUUCUGGUACAACCAGUGACACUCACGAAGACGAUGCUGCUUCCAUCACCAAGAAGAAGAAGCACAAGCACAAGUCCAAAAAGGAUGACACUGAAAGGAGCCAGAAGCAUAGAAAAGAGAGGACCAAGGACAAAUCGAGCAGGGACAAGGACAAAGGCAACGAUGAAUCUGGUGAUAAGGCUAAGAAGAAGUCUCACCGCAAGCAUCGCAAGGCAGUUGAGGAAAGCUCAUCAGAUGCAGAACGGCUGGAAGCUUUUCUGGGUGCUGGCGAUGAUGUCUGUGUAGAGCGAGCAGUUGAAGCGUAUGAAUCGUUGUGACAUAUCCACUUUGUACAUAGUGGUGUUGAAGUGUACCAGUGUGUGUAGAUUGUCAAUGGUAACAAAGCACAGAUAUGCGUGCUAUUGUAACUGCAGAAGGUGUACCAUAGAAAUAUCCUAUGGAUAUAAUUUGUUUGUGCUGAGACUACGUUAGAUGGCCUCGGCGGCUUCCUUUCUACUGAUGAUGCCAGUAUCAGCUUUACUGGGAUGUCAAAGCUGAUGCUAAGGGACUGGUGCCAACAGUUUGCUUGUACUGUUACUAUGUUGAUAUCACUAGUGAUGUAGUAAUACUCUAGCUUUUUAGGUAUUACUUAAAUUCGGCAGUGGUGCACAAAAUAUCGCCACGCGACAACUCAGCUGUAUCUGGUGUGCUUCGUCUUAGAGGAACUGUAUUUGGAGUUGCACUAAUGUCAUUCCUGUGGCGGAAGUCCAGAGUGGCACAUGCUUAGUGUGGCGCUGUUUUGUUUAUUAAACAUGCUGCUGACUUCCAGCAAUACAGUCACUAGUGCGUGAACCCUCAUGUGGCAGGUAUUGUUGGGGUUUGGAUAAGUGUUAUGAACCAUACUGUAGUGGUUGCUGUUAGUACUUAUAGCAUUAUAUAGACGGUAAAGUCAAAUAACAAUUUAUGUCAGAAUGAAAGCUUAAUGUAUAAGAAUGUCUAAGACGAUAUUAUCAACAGCAGUGCCGUACUAACUGAGAAAUUAAGGUAAAUGCACAAGAAUACAUGCGUCGCAGUAUGGCAUUCUCAAAAUAAUCCCAAUGACGUUAGACAAACUGCCUACAAUUAAUCACUAGUAAUCGAUCUAGCUCCACUAAAUAAAGAACUUUCUGCACAUCAAGAGAGGUAAUAAAAUGCCGCUUGUUCAUUUCUGUUUGAUUCAUGGAUAAAAGAAACGCCGGACGUCACUAUGGGGAAUGGCGCGAUUGGUUCAGAAUUGCAAUUUACGCCUGGUUAAACUGGACAGGUCGUGCCAUCUUGUGGGGCCCAGUUGAACCAGGCAAGCCUGCAAUUUCGAAGGCCACGGCUAAAAAUUGUUCAAUGGCCAUUGUUAAUACUGUGGCUCCUGCUACUUUCUCUCUCCUACUACUAUAGUGGCGGCGGCCGCGCAUUAAUGUUGGGCAACGUUGUGCAUGGCAACCGUUACGUCAGAUGUACUGCUGAGGCGGGUAAUCUGAAGUGUGCAAACCCCCAGAGGGGACCCAUAAACGCAAUUAUAUUUCAAAAUAAGCCCUUCCUUGGCACAAAGUUAUGCUACAAGGUUUCUAGUUUGCUAUUUCAACAAUCCACAUCAACUUAAUGGUCGCUUUUAGUGUCUCUUUAAGCAGUAAGAUUUAUACGGCAUAUUGCACGUGUCUGACAUGUGCAAGCCAACAGUGUCUGUGUUGAGAAACUAAUAUUUACUACUCCUACCACUUGUACUGCUGUAACUUGAAGGACUGAUAGUAAACUAUGUUGUUGGGCUUUGCUCCAAAUAUGCCAGAAUGCUUUUACAGAAUAAAGUAUUAAGUGAAAGACAGGCAUAUAAAUUGUUUCCACCAGUAACCUUCUUUGCAUUUCGUGCCCUGAAAGUAAUGUUCACUUAUGUUUAGGGAGCAUCAUAGACCAGCAUGAAUACAUACAUAUUGUUUUCCUCUGAGAAUUAUUGUAGACAGCUGACACUGGUUAAGGAUGCUGAUUUCCGUGGCAUGCUCUAAGUUGGCCAGGUACUGACUUGAAGACUGUGCAAUACAGGGGUUCUUACAUUCUGGGCUUGGAAAACUCCAACAGUUUCUCCAGAAUGCUGUAAAGCCUCCCAAUUUUCCCUCUUGACAGUGGUGUACUUUUUCGCACAAGGAACGGAGAGGAGCUGAUGAUGCUGUUGAAUUAUUAACAUAAGCAAAGUAUUAAUAACACUGCGUCGACCUAUUUUAUCCUUAAUUUCAAAAAACGUUGCUGUUGAUAUGAAACAAUAUAUAGAUAAUCGAUUUCUCUUUUCCUCCUCUCGCACUGCUUCGUGAAUCUUAAAGCGUCUGCCAUCUGUACUGCUGUUGCAUGCUUUUGGCACCGCACGUCUUAAACAGUGUCUUUACGCAAGCAAAGGUUUGGGUGUGCAGAAUUCUCUUUUAUUUCUUGCAAAAACAAUAUGAAAGAAAUGGGUCAGUCACACUAAAAAAUGGCCAUCGUUACACCAGCCGUUACGCUAGGAUGGAAUGUUAGUGUAGCUCACAGCUGCCACGAAAAGAUGCCUCUCAUGCUAAAUGCAACCACACUGCAACAGACAAAGAUAGGCAAGGAAUACACACUCAGCACUGUGUGUGUUGUUUUGUGUGCCUGUCCUUGUCUGGUGUGCUGUUCUUACGUUUACAUCUCCUCCCAACAUGCCCUACUUUUUGCCCAUAUAGUCUCUCAUGCAUUUGAAACUGUUCAUUGCACAUUUUGAUUACAAAGCCAAUGUAAUGCUAUGACUAAUCAGUUGUGUAAAUACUAUGCCGUGUGAACACAGAGGCCCUACGAGCCACAAAUAACACAUCCCAUGUGACCGUUAAUGGCACUUAACUCUUUCGUUACCACGCCUAAUCAAAUCGAUCACCGGUGAUCGACGCUUUUGGAUCGUCGAUUUUGGCAUGUUAAAUUUGUUUCUUGUGCACCCAGCACUUUCUAGUAGUUCAGGCACUAAACUUUCAUAAUCACUUCUUAUUUGCCCGUUUCGGCGACAUAGUGGUUUUUGACAGACAUUCGCGUGAACCAAUGUGCGUGUAUCGUUUGAAAAAUGCACUAGGCUAGCUAACUUGACAGAAGUACAUGCCCCUCAUAAUUAUAGUACAGUAACAUUGAAGUUCUGUAAUGAAAAGAACCUUUGCAAGCUGAACAUAAAACUAAAGUGUCAGCUUCGCAAUUUGACAAUGUUAGACAGUAAUUGCCAUAAUAAUAUGCCAGAUAUUCAAUAGAGAGCUGUUCCUAGGAGUCGGCGAAAAUUUGUUCUACAAAAAACAUGACGCGUGUUUGAAGUGUCAAAGUGACCUUAUAUGACCAUUUCCAGCAACUUCAGUUUUGCUUGUGUUGUUAUCAGGCACAGGGUUGCAUCAAGUAAUCCAAGUGCCAGCUUAAAUAAUCUGCACGCCAUUGAAAUAAUCUGAGCACCGAGCUAUUUAAUCCAAGUGCCAAACAUUUAAUCCAAGCACCAACUCAAUGAGGCCACGUGUCAGUGAGUUUAAUCCAAAUGCCACCGUGUUUAAUCCAAAUGCUAAUGACUUUAAUUCAAGUGCCAGUCAGUUUUAAUCCACGCACUAGAAACACAAGUUUGCCACUUUAUAGAGUAUAAAUGUCAGAAUAAUGUAAACAUGAAGUCACAUGAAGAACUUUUCCCUCACCUAUACAUGCUUGCGCUUAUGAAAUGAAGUGCGCAGUGCUAUUUCCCCCUAAUGUAUUGGUGUCAUAGCUUCAAAAUAAAAAAAAACAGUGUGUGUUAAUUGUAUUAACGGGUACUAAAUGUAUUUGCUCAUAGAGUCCGUGUUAGUCUAUGCUUCGUCGCUACUGCAUUAUUCCGGCUAAUCAUGUACACCAUCGCAUAUGCUUAGAUUCGUGUCGCCUGCUAAGCAUAUGGCUUUUGGCUAAUUAUUCCCUGAGGCAUUCGCAGUCGUCUGCUCAGCCCGGUGAUAACAACGGUGAUCGACAGAUGGUCACCAGGGCCUUUGUCAAGCUGUUCUCACAGCUUUUAGCCUUGGCGACAUUACAGUUUUUGUCUGGUAAAUAAAUAAUGUUUGAUUUGAUUUGAUGUUCAUUCAUUCUUGAAAUCGGAAACAACCAUUUAAAACUCAAGUUGCAUUUGUUUUGGUUCAUGUGGAAUUAAGUUUUUUAUAAAAGCAUCAAAGGAGAUACUCCUGUUUUCAUGUAAAAGACGACGCUAGUGUUCCUGAAGCGUGUUCCUGAAGCGUGUUUGCUUGAAACAUGCGUUCAUCGAAUACACAUAAUUUUGUUUGAAUAAACAGAUAACAACUAAUAUGAAUGUAAAAUAUGACUUCCAUUUUUUACAUCAGGAUAACGAGUUGACGUCUUAUGUGCACUGCAGAACGAAAGCCUCUUCGAAUUAUUUUCAAUUUGUUCUGCCCUGUGAUGACCCCCUAAUUUAUUAGCAUGUACCUGCUUUUGACUCAUUACUACCCACAGUUAAGUUUUUUAUAUCUUGUUAUGCAUCCCGGCACUCCAAUAACCAUAUUAUGUCUGCUGCAUUACAUGACCUGGCCCGGACAUGUAAUGCUAUACAAAUUCAAUUAUGAGCUUUGUUGACGAACACAAAAUAUUCUUGCUUUUUUUCUUUCGUUGCUAUUAAAAUGACUCCACCCGAGCCAAGUACUCAUCUACAAACUUGUACAUAGCGCAGUAUAAGCACUCCAAACACGGCUCAAGCGAACUGCGGCAGUGAUUUUUGUGUUCACGAAUACUAGCGGCGAUUACUAAUAAUAAUGAUUUAUUCUACCUUCCAACUAUAGUAUUUUAUAUUGUAGAAACUGCAUUUCAAGUGCACUGCCAUUUUUACGCCCCGUAUCGUGCUUUUUGUGCAUGGAUUAAACUGACUGGCACCUGAAAUAAAGUCAUUGGCAAUUAGAAUAAACGCGGUGGCACUUGGAUUAAAUUCACUGGCACGCGGCCUGAUUGAGUUGGCGCUUGGAAUAAAUAUGUUGGGGCUUGGAUUAAAUGUUUGGCUCAUGGAUUAAAGAGGUUGGCACUCAGAUUAUUGCAAUGGCAUACAGAUUAUCUAAGCUGCCACUUGGAUUAAAGUGAGCGGGAAAACUUGUAGUCGCUCCUAUGACGCCGUCUUCACGCGCACAUGGGUGUGCGCCAGCUCUGCAAAACUUGUGCACUUGUCAAAACUCUCUUCUUAGCCCACCUGAAUUGAGUGAGGACAAGCUUAGAGUUCGAAGAUGACAGCACCUCAGCUUCAAGUUUUAUGGCGAUGAUGUCUUGCUUGAGGCAGCCACAGCUGUUCUUGGGUUUCUUUUGUAUACAUCCUCAAGCUGUCUCCUCCGCCACAACUGCUUAUAGCUUCUCACCUUUGUGUACAAUCUUAUAGCUGCUUUGGUUACGUGCAUAGUGCACACUUUGCUGGUGGGGUGCUGGUGUUGGCUGCAGAGCUUCUCCCAACUACAAGAAGGCUCCCGGAGCGCAUCUUGGCCCUGACUACGGCGGAGUGCGAAACCUUUUAAAACUGCAUGCGAUAUUAUCCUUUUUUCUUUAAUACAAUAUGUGCGAAAACAAAAACAAAAAUGCUUGGAUGCAUAUAUGGGAACCCCAACUUAUGUGGCGUGAGGUGGGCUAGAUGAAACAGAAAAGUUCAUUGGGCACUUCAUUUUUAGAGCAAUUAUUCACACCACCGGUAGCCAUCUAUUUUGGAACACCUGAAGACUCUUAUCACAAGACAACAAAAAUUUACUGAGAAAAGAGUAUGAAUACACUUGUGUCUCACGAAAAACUAUGCAAUGCUUCAUCGCAUGGCAUGAGCAGUGGAGCAGCACCUCGGUUCUGAUUUUUUUUAUCUAUGUAUAAAGGAACAUUUUGUACAACAUUCAUUAUUUUUUUUACACUGUUCCUGGGUCAUUUCUCUACAAAAUGUAUGUUCUAAAUUUUAUUUGUUUUGAAUAUUUCUGCAUAUAUAGUGUUUUUAUUGCACUGUUCACCUUCUGGUGACCAAAAAUUCCACACUUUUCGCAUUUUUAUUCAUUCUAAAAUAUUUUUGUUGCUCUACAACAUAUAUUUUUUGGAAAGAGCUUUUUAUUGUGCAAAGUUUGGUAUGCUGUGGUGCGUGCUGGAGUACUUUUCUAACUGGCAAGAACGAUCUUCCUGAGAAAUACGAAAAACAAUCAUUUUCAGGUGGUAACGAAAGAGUUAAGCAGCGAAUCUCAUCUUUUGUUUUUUCUUUACUUGUAUGAUUUCUAAUUUAUUUCUAUGCACGUAUUACAAACUACACUUGUGGCCAGCAUCCUGUACGUGCUACCACCACAUGUUUGCAAACUGCACAGAUUUAUUUCAUCGGGCACACCAGAACUGUGAGUCUUGCAUACUACUGUUGCAUGUGUACUACUCAAAGACUCUCGAUGUGCGAUGUGCACAUGCAACGGCUUCGUUAAAUGCAAAAUGAAAUACUAAACCAAUAAAUAUGAUGUCGAUUAAGGUGAAACAGGGGCUGGUCAUAUUCGUUCUGACUUCUCACAGAACCCUGAAUUGCCCUUGCGAAACCCAGUUUGAGAACCCCUGAUGUAAUAUAGGGGGAGAAUGCAUUCAGUGUUCACUGUGCACUGUUCUGUUAUCAACAAUCGGCAGUUUACGAUCAUUCCUUCAAGUGGUGAUAAUCUUAUAACUCAUAUCUUACACUCUUAUACCCUUGAAUUUAUUGUUCCUGUCACUACACAGUACCUUCUGAGUAGAAGUUAAUGUGGUGCACUUCACAAAGGGUUGCCAUGAGCAACAUUUUAAUGGGAAAAGAUUGCAAAGGUAUGUUUUUAUAUUCUGUGUAUAACACUAAACUCAAAUUCGUCCUAUGCAUGGCAUGAGUUUGGUAUAGCUGAUUGGCUAUUUUACUGCAUUGUGGGCACUGACAUGGUGCAUUGUUUUAUUUAUGUUCCUUCAGUGACACAUUUUCACUGGCAGAGCUUUCACACUGUCAUGUUAUAGAAGGCUUAUAUUCGGACUGGGGGCACAUUUGUGUAAAUCCACUGGACGGUCUUGUAACUAUUUUAAAGCAUGUAACGGGACUAAAUAUUGCUUUCUGCGACAGUGAAACUAAUGGGUAGUGUUUAGCCUCAGUGUGUUGAUUUAUUAUCGCACUUUGCUAUCAUCAGGCCAAUUCUCUUCAUGAUUGAAUGUAAAUCAUCUUGUUUUUAUGUGCCUUUAUGAUCACUGUGAUGAGUACUCCUUAUUGAAUUCUAGCUUGUUGUGUGUAAGAGUGUCCUGUUAAUGGAAGUCCUUACAAAUAAAAAAAUCUCGAGGCAUCAUUCUGUCCUCGUAUUGAACAACUUUUCCUCAAAGUUUCCAUACACUGUUACUUGUUUGUAUUUUAUGUGUUUCAUACUUUUUUUUUAUUUGUAGCCCCAUAUUCUCAACCUUUAUAAAGCAUGUUUGACAACUUCCAGAUAACUUUUGUUGCAUUAUUCAUCAGUGUCAUACACUUAAUCACACCAGCUGGCCAGGAGUUCUUGUGAUAGAAAAUUCUGACAGUCACUUGCCUGGCCUGGAAAGUUGACAGGGUUGCUUUGCGAGUUUUCACUUGUAUAGAUUACGGGUGUGUGUUUCUUGCCUUGCUUUCCUAUUGAAAGUUUGAUUGUGUGCCUCUAUUUGUAGUGCACUUUAAUGUGUUACUAGUGAUAUUUCUUUGAAAUGACAUACAAAUGAAGGUUGGAGAUUAUGUGCUUAAUUUCCUUUACCUUAAUAGCAAACACUGAAAGCAUGUUGUGGUGGUUUCCCAAAAUGUUACACAGCACUUUCUUAUAUCUUAUGGUGCUGUUGCAUCAAUAUCUUGUUUUUUAUUGAAGGAAAAAAUGAAGACAUUUUUUACUGGUAUGCUGUGUUGUUUUAGCACAUGUUAUAUAUGCCUAUAUAUAUAUAAAAAAAGAGAAGAAGCACUUUCAAGGCUGAAAAAGUAUCUCAGUUAAUGUGUUGUUACCCAGCUGUUUUUCUAAAUCUGUUGAAUUGUCAUUAACUGUGAAGUGUUGAAAACAAUGCUGUUAAAGGAACCCAUAAACAUUUUAUUGGUUUCAUUUGAAUGCACAUAUCUUUAGCCAAACUCACUGUACACUUCAGUUGAAUUUACAAUCCAACUGUUUUCUAAUGAAUUAAAAUGAUUGGAUACAA
Rhipicephalus microplus (southern cattle tick) is the source of this 10269-nucleotide messenger RNA. RefSeq names its product rab-like protein 6. The record is from RefSeq and is a predicted model, not a curated record. Lineage: Eukaryota; Metazoa; Arthropoda; Arachnida; Ixodida; Ixodidae. Gene Ontology annotation, molecular function: GTP binding. Gene Ontology annotation, cellular component: cytosol; nucleus.